Molecule: messenger RNA, 1434 nt
Organism: Rhizophagus irregularis DAOM 181602=DAOM 197198
Lineage: Eukaryota; Fungi; Glomeromycota; Glomeromycetes; Glomerales; Glomeraceae
Source: RefSeq, a predicted model, not a curated record
AUGAAUAGAUUGAAUUUCGACAUUCUUACUCUUAUUUUCGUUGAAUUACGAAAAGAUCACAAAUCUUUACAUUCUUUUCUUUUAGUUAAUAGAGUGUGGUGUCGUUUGGUAGUUCCUAUCUUAUGGAGAAAAUGUCUAUACACUUAUAUUGAUAUUAAAUCAUCAAAAAAACUUUCUAAUGUAAUACUCUCCUAUCUAUCAUCCUCUUCAAAACAGCUUUUAUUAGAUAAUAAUAUUAUGUUACCUUCAAUUUUUUCAAAACCUCUAACAUUCAAUUAUAUCAGUUUUUGUAAAUAUAUGAACAAUUUCAUUAUAUAUAAUAUUAUAGAUACGGUAUUUAUUCCUGACAUUGAAAAAAUUAAAAAAAGAAAUAAUUUAAAUCUCUUAAAACGAGAAGUUUGCAAGUUAUUUGUUAGUCAAUGUAAAAAUAUUAAAAAAUUGUCAUGGAAAACUUUUCAAACCUUAUCGUCAUUUCCAGGAGCUCAAACAUGUUUUUCUCAACUUUAUAGUCUAAUAAUUGAUAUGAAUUUUGUAAAUUCUGAUAGUCUUUAUGAGAUGUCACAAAUUUGCAAAGAUUUGAAUCAAUUGACAAUUUGUGGCUGUUCUCAAGAUAUCCCCGGAUUAAUUUCUUUGAUCGAUGCGCAGAAAAAAUUAAAAAUAGUAAGCAUAAUUUUUAACACCGAGAUUGAAAAGAAAAUGGAUUGUGAAGAACUAAGCAGAGUAUUAGCAAAAAAGGGUUCUACAAUAAAUAAUCUUACUUUAUGUAGCUCAGUUGGUUAUAUUUCACAUUCAUUUUUAACAUCACUCGUCAAUCUAAAAAGUUUAUACAUUUAUCAUAAUUAUGAUUAUGAUGAUUAUAAAGAGGUCAUGGAAUUUCAGCAAUAUAAUUUAAUAAAUGUAAACUUUCCUUACCUUCAAUACCUUAUAAUUGAAGGAUUGACAUGUUUUAAAGAAUGUGCAAUAUUAGUCGAAAAAACCAAAGGAAAUAUUUUGAGUGUCGAUGUUAAUACUAUUGAAAUACCUCCUAUGAAUACAGGAAUGUUGAUUAAAGUAAUCGCUAAUAAUUGUCCAAAAAUUGAAAAAUUAUCUACAUAUUUUGAAUUUGAAGAUUUGAUUUAUGUAAAAUUAUUAUUAGUGAAUUGUAGUAAUUUAACAUAUUUAACUUUCAAAAGUUUGAAUGAAAAUUAUAAUAUAGGAGAUGAAUUAGUAGAAAUUUUGAUUAAAUUCUCUCCAAAAUCUUUAACGAAAAUAACGCUUAAGGGAAAUUGGAAGUAUUCAAUUGAUGUUUUUAAUAGAUUUCUCGAAAGUUGUGUGAGGCGAAAUUAUAUUGUAGAUGCAAUAGAUAAGGUUAGAAAUCUAAUUACAAUAGGAUAUGCAGAAUUCUUUAGGGAGUACAAAGAUGAAGAAGUAGUUGAAAAUUCGAAUAUUACAUGA